CGUCCGCAUCCACACUUCGCAGACUCUCUCUCCCUCCUUGGUUCCAUUCACUCUCUGCAUCGCUUCAUCCCUCGGUUUUCAGAGAUUCCUCUCCUUCUCACCGACAACCAUGGGUGACAAGGGAGAAAAAUCCUGCCCCAUAUGCACUGAGGAGAUGGACUUGACGGAUCAGCAAUUAAAGCCCUGCAAAUGUGGCUAUGAGAUCUGUGUCUGGUGUUGGCAUUACAUUAUGGAAAUGGCUGAAAAGAAUGGAACUGAGGGACGAUGUCCUGCUUGUCGUACACCUUAUGACAAAGAACGAAUUGUGGCCAUGUCAGCAAACUGUCAAAGAUUGGUGGCUGAAAUGAAUUUAAAGGAAAAAAAGAAAAUGCAGAAGUUAAAACCCAAAGCAUCAGAUGGAAGGAAACAUCUUAGUGAUGUUAGAGUCAUUCAACGCAAUUUAGUGUACAUAAUUGGGUUGCCUCUUAAUCUUGCAGAUGAAGACUUGCUUCAGCGUAAGGAGUAUUUUGGCAGGUAUGGAAAGGUUUUGAAAGUAUCUAUAUCUCGAACAGCAACAGGAGUAGUCCAACAUUCUGCAAACAACAGCUGUUGUGUGUAUAUAACUUAUUCGAAAGAGGCUGAGGCAGUUCGUUGUAUUCAAUCAGUGCAUUGUUUUAUGUUAGAUGGUAAAUCACUGAGGGCUUGUUUUGGAACCACAAAGUAUUGCCAUGCAUGGUUGAGAAAUUUGGCUUGCAGCAAUAGAGAUUGUUUAUAUUUGCAUGAUUAUGGCUCUCAAGAAGAUAGCUUUACCAAGGACGAACUAGUUUUAGCAUUUGCUAGGAGUAGAAUUCAACAAAUUAUUGGUGCUACAAACAAUUUACAUCGGCGUUCAGGCAAUGUCUUGCCUCCCCCAGCAGAUGACCCUAGACAUAUGUUACCAGCUGCCAAACCAGCUGCCAAAAUUUCUUUAGAUAAAAUGGAGAACCAGGUUAAGGUAUCUUGUUCAAGUAGUGGCACUGGGAACAACACAUCACUCCCUGCAGUGACCUCCUGGGUUAUGCGAGUGUCUGGCACUCUGCCACCGCAUGCAGGUACACAAGAUUCUUGUAAUUCUCUGAAUAGAAAAGUUGAGGCGUCUAAUGAUCCACAAACCAUUGUGACUGGAGUUUCCAACGCUGAAAGAUCAACUCUUAACACAAGAACAUCAGAUGGAGUUAUAUUUGAAGCACCUUCUAAUGCUUUAUUGGAAUCAUCAGACUUUGACCAGCGUGAUGAGGGAAAUAUGCAAACCCAUGAGUCAUAUGUGACUAAAGCAGGUGGUUUGGAGAAACUUCCUGUCGAUGGAAUGUCUAACCAUGAAACAUCUGUGGCAGUUACAGGUGAUGGUCUGGAUGUGGUAUCUCGAGCCAGCAGAGGCUUUGUAGAGUUUUCCAGAUCAUGUGAUCUCAACAUGGACCAAGCGUUUAGACAUAAUUCAAACCGUGAUGUUCAGGGAUUGUGCUCUGGAUUGUCUUCGCUUAACAUUUGUAGUCAUGUUGAAGAUACAUAUUGCACUCCUGGUUCAGGCAAUAUACAUUUUACUAGUAAUUCUACUGAUUCAUUUGGAAGGCAGCGUCUGAUGGAAGAAAACAGAUAUUCCGCCGAACAGGCAACCUGGCCAGCCCGUUGGGAACAAAUUAUAGUGGAUGACUUACUAAACUUAGAUUGUGAGCAGCCAAAAUGCAGCGAAGGCUUUAAUAAUUUAUCAUCUGGGGUUUCUUCACCUGGUUUGCCUCUGAAUCUAGAACAAUCAAACCAUCAAGUUUGGAAGCAAGAUAAGGUUGGUCACCACAGUCAACCGGGAAAACCUUCUGACUAUUAUGAUAAUGGGACAGGUUUUGAUGAUAAAGCUUCUCCAGAUAUGGCAGAGAGCAGCAUUAUCUCAAAUAUUUUGUCUUUGGAAAUGGAUGCGUGGGAAGAUUCGUUGGUUAAGUUGUUAGGUGAAAGUGAUGAACAAUGCACAUCAUCAAAAGCACCGGUUUUAUGGAAAGUCCAAGACAAGAAUCAGUCGAGGUUUUCAUUUGCUAGACAGGAUGAGUUUUUGAAUGAGGCUUCUGAUUUUGGGCAUUCAUUUAGUACCGCAGGGCAUGCCCCUAGUGAGUAUUUUUCACCAGGUGGUUUCAUGGCAAAUGAGGAUAAUCUGACUGGGAAAGGCAGCCAUGUUUUGCCAUCAAGCAGCCAUGGAGAUAGCCAUGUUGGCAGUCAGUCCUUCAUUUCAUCUACAUGUUCUGUGUCGAAUGCUCAUUCUUCAACGCCACCUGGAUUUUCGGCAUCUAGCAGAAUACCUCCUGGAUUUUCAUGUGGGAGAGUGGAAAAGAAUUAUAAUGCUUCUGUGAGACAAUUGCAAGGGCAAUAUGUUCCUUCCUCUGGAAAUGUUGGCAGGAUUAGAGAUGUUGAAGUCAGUGAUCCUGCAAUAUUGGAAUUUAGUGAAGGGAAGCUAGCAGAAAAGCUGAAUAAUUCAACUCUUGACAUGAGGCAAUCUUUUCUGUCACAAUUCUAUCCUGAUGAAGAUGAUGCUAGGCUUAAGCUGUUAAUGCAGCAGUCACAGAAUUUGAGAUUUUCACAAUAUGUUGGGGACAGAUUUCCCCCUCAAAAUGAUUCAUAUACAACUUCAAAGCUUCUUGAUCAAUUCCAACCUAACAAUCCUUCAAUUUACCAGCAACUUCACUCCCAGCAAUUCAAUACUAAUAUGCUUUCAUCAAAUAGCCUGUGGGAUGGUUGGAAUGAUUCUAGGAACUUCAGUGGUCUGGGUAUGUCGGAGGUUUUGAAUGAUGAGCGACUGUUGUAUAGCAACUUCAUCUCUAAUUAUGAGAAUAUCAAGUUUUGAACAUAUGCUUUUGAUGAUCUGCCUUGAGAGGGGAUUCAAAUAUCUUAUUUUGCACCAUGUCCCUGCCUAAUUCUGUUUGUGUAAAGAUAUUGACGUUGUGGUUUGUCCUAUUCAGAUAUUCAUAGCUAAGAAAUAUUGAAUUCUCUUUCAAAUUCCUUGAGGGACCAUCAACUCUAUCAAGUAAAUGAAAGUAGAUGCGAGUCUCCGCAAACAUUGUUAUCUUUUCAGCUUUGGAUUCUGGUAUCCUAAAAUCUGAUUCCUCUCUGACAUCAAGUGGAUUAUGAUAGGCAUCAUGAUACUCAUUUGGGUUCUCUUUUCAGCUUCGGAUUUUGGGUGAUUAAUUUUAUUAGCGAACAUGUGCAUCUGGUUCUCUCAUAACGUUUGGCAAGACAGGUGGUGAAUGGGAUGGAAAUCAAUUUUUUUUUAAUCAUCACAUUACAUGUCUGGAGUAUUACCUAGCUCUUCAAAGAGGUUAUGGCGAGUAUAAGCUGAUGAUUUGACGAGGCAUCAUCUGUGCCAAAAUAGGGGGCUUGGGUCAGUACCAAUCACGUUAAGCUGGGUCGCAGGCUUUUGGUCGUUGUCCUUUAUGGAACAUGUGAUGGAGAACUACUGCAGUAGGUGAUGGAGUCCCUGUCUGGACCGACAAUGUUAAGUUGGUUGGUGCGGAGCUUUUGUUUUGGUUGAUGCCAAGCUUCAAAUGCUCUCGAUCUGCUUCUGUAAAUUGUAUGUCUGGUUCAGGCUUUGGAAGUAGGCGGAUAUAAAAAUAUUACUCUAUCUGUUGCUUUUUUUGAGCGAAUGGGAGAUUGUUAUUACUCGGGACUGAAUUGUAUUAGACAAUUCUGUGAGAAGCCAAUGAUAUUCUGUUUGCAUGUAUAGAGCACUAAAAUCGUUUUAGUACUUGCCAGCUAAUUUACAGCUUAGAUUUUCUGUAUUUAUGUGUAGAAGUAAAAUCGUUAUAGUGAAUGUAGUGAGGAGAAUGGCGAAUGUAAGCGCAGAUGGUCUAGCGAAGCUUAGCUUUCUCAAACAAGGGGGUUGGAGACAUGUGGAGGAUGUUGCUCCUCAUACUGUGCGUGCAGUGGAAAGGGAUGGAGUUGACCGUAUUGAAUCUGAAGAGUUUGGAACUGUUCGUACGUUGGUUGUUAAUACUCACCAACCCACCAUCUUAAGUUCUUAACGAUGUAACGUGGCGUGUGUUCAACUAGUAUGCACCGUCAACAUCUUGAGAGUCUUAGAAGCUGAAAGCUGUCGCCAAUUCUUGCGCUGCGAAGUUACAUGUAAUUGGAGCGUGGGAACAGACCCUAGUUAGCUGAUCCGCCAGAAAUGGUGAUUCGGCGCUGACAGGUCGAACCAUGUUUGGCCCGUAACGGUGAGAGGCUCACAGAUACUUCGCGAGAAAUAGGAUGCAGAUAGGUUGGGUUUCCAAAUGACAUGGCAUGCAGUGGCAGGCUUCAUCCAACAAUUCUCUGCUGAACCCCUUUGACGUCUUUGCAUGUAAUAGAGAUCUGCCAAAAGGCUGCAAGGAAACGUGGGUCGCAGACAGAGAGAGGACAACCUGUGAAUUGUCGUACCGCUGGACCUGGCACCCUGGUUGGUUUGGUUGGACAAUCGUGUGCUUACUGUGAGGACACCGGAGGAAUAGUCGCUGCCCGCCCAGUGCCACCUUUCUUGAAUUGAAUAAACAUGAAGCGCAUUAUGUCUAGUUUUGUGGGGUUAGGAUUAGGUUGCUUCACACAACUUGCGUAAAGAUAUGUAGUAUCUUAUUUUGAUUGUCCGCAUCAUAAAGGAGGGUUGCUAGAAAAGACGUGGGAGAAUUUUUUUGAAAAAAAUGUUGGGACUUGGGAAUAUACUAACAAUGGGAUAGAAUUGAAGAAUAUAAAACAGGAAGAAAGAGAAAAUGAGUAGAAAGUUGGAGGAGGCAUGAAUAUAUAAGACGUUAGGAAAGCAAAGGUGGAUCAAUUAUAGAGUUCGACAAUGGAAUUUAACUUUUGACAUAGGUUGGUGGAACCACUAGAUUCCCACGGCGUUACUUUCAGCACAGAUCGCUUUCAGUACAAAGGUAGCAGUUCAAGCUCUCAUUUGUUAAUGCUUAAUAGAGACCAAUGAAUUAGAGUCAUGUUACGCUAACCUCGUGAUUUUGCAACAACCACAUGCCUUGCCUGGUGGAUUCUGAGGUAUUACAAUCGCCAAUAAAUCGAUUCAUUGCGAGAGUUUGUGCUUUCAUUGUCAUUCUAUCAUCAUCUUUUAUAAUGGACACGUUACAUUGAAGCAUUCGGUACAAG
Molecule: messenger RNA, 5124 nt
Organism: Neltuma alba
Lineage: Eukaryota; Viridiplantae; Streptophyta; Magnoliopsida; Fabales; Fabaceae
Exons: 15
Coding region: 110-2845 (911 amino acids)
Biological process (GO): protein ubiquitination
Cellular component (GO): CCR4-NOT complex
Molecular function (GO): RNA binding; ubiquitin-protein transferase activity
Source: RefSeq, a predicted model, not a curated record